Molecule: messenger RNA, 1124 nt
Organism: Caenorhabditis sp. 36 PRJEB53466
Lineage: Eukaryota; Metazoa; Nematoda; Chromadorea; Rhabditida; Rhabditidae
Source: the annotation of a GenBank genome assembly
AUGGCUCAGUCGACGACUUCAAAAAUGGUUCGACACAACUUCAACCUGAGGUCCGGAAAAAAGAUACUAAGAGUUAGUUAUUUUCUUCCCAUUAUUUGCGUAAAAUUUUCUUGCGUUUCCAGAAGAAGCGAAAUAAACCAAAGUCAAAAAAGAAGGUGGAAGCAGUGUUGCCGAAAACGGAAAAUGAGCGACCAGUAGCUUCUGAGAACCAGCCAGAUGUCCAGAAGCCGUUGAUAGUGGAAAAGCAGGCAAAACCAGCCGAUCAGCAACUGUCAAUCAACAACAUCAUCCCGAAGCAAAAACCGGUCGACAAUAUCGAGCAAGCCGAUACUCCAGUUUUUGUGAUUGAUUUGACAGAUAUGCUGGAGGGUACGAGGAUUGGAGCUGAAAGACUAUUCAAGGUCAAGUUCAUUCGACUGCUCAAAAGCACUCAGGAAAUAGUCAUGGACAAGUACAAAAUGUCUCGUGAGAAGGCAUCGGAGUUCCACUAUCUUCUUCCGGAUGGAAGACACUUGGACGAAAACAAAGCGGCGUUUACGCACUUGGGGAUUGAUGUGUACCAAAAAGAUAUCGACUGCCUGAAAUCACCGAGUCUGCUCAACGACAACAUAAUUGAUUACUACUGUUCUCUAAUCAACCGAACGCAAGACCACACGUUCAUCAUUCCCAGUUAUGCGUUGUAUUUGAUCAAAGAAGAAGGAAAAGUUGGCAGUGUUUUGAGAGGAGCCGAUCUGACAACUACUAAAACGUUCCUUUUCCCAAUUUGCCUCAACUACCAUUGGCUUCUCGGCCGUGUCUGUUUCAAUAACCAUGUUGUCAAGAUUUACGACUCUACCGGCAGAGGAAGAGACAACGAGGAUAAUAGAACCGCUCUCGAUAAGGUGCUCAAGUUUGCCGGAUGGAUUGCGAAUUUGAUCGGAGCUGAGAAUUUUUGGGAUUCCGAUGUACCAGCUGGCAUCCCGCAUCAAUCAACAAUCCACGACUGCGGUGCAUUUGUCUGCAGAUACGCCCGGUGCAUUGCGAAGGACCAUACAACCGAGGUCGAGUUUCGUGCGGAGACAAUCACUGAGUUCCGAGAGCAGAUGCAGCUCGAAGUCAGAAAGAAUAAACUUUCGCUUCUCUGA